Messenger RNA from Caenorhabditis bovis, 510 nucleotides. The record is from the annotation of a GenBank genome assembly. Lineage: Eukaryota; Metazoa; Nematoda; Chromadorea; Rhabditida; Rhabditidae.
AUGUGCCUAUGCGGAUUAUUAAGCAUCACUCAUUCGGUGAAUCUAAUUCUAUGCAUUGAGAUAUUUUUUGCUUUGGUAUUGUUGAUACAAUCACCCGAUCUUCUCUCAAUGGAUGGCACCUAUUUCUAUUUUCUCGGCAAUUUCGAUGGAGGCGGUGUUUUCUUUUUUUCGCUUCAUGUGACACUAUGUGUUUCGUGUCUGAUAACAUCAAUUUUGCUCUAUGUGGGCUCAACAAAGAAAAUUCCGCCGCUAAUUUUGCCUCAUCUUUUCUGGCAAAUUGUAUUUGUCAUCACUUCGAUUGUAUCAAUAAUUGUAUUAUUGGCUCUCGGAUUCAAGGGAAAAAUGCUGCUACCUUCAAGCAUCGUUCUAAGCUGCAUGAUAGCAUCCGCAGGCGUGUGUGAAAUUUGGUGGUGCUUUUUAUCACUUGCUUAUUAUCGAUAUAUGAAAGAGAUGAAAUUGGAUUCUCCGUGGAGCCAUGACGAGCUUUGCACAAGAGAUGAUAUCGUUUAA